AUGGCGGACGACUUACUCAUUGUACCUGUCCUGCUGGCUAACGGAUCUCUUCAUCACUCCAGCGUGUCAUCCGAUGCACUUGCCCAGGACCUUAUCGGAGUACUUACUGCUCAGGAAGGAGUGAUAUCCAGCGUCCUCGGAGAGCUACAGGAUACUGGCUGGGCCCUGCAGCAUGUUCGUAGUCAACCGAAUGGUCGUAAGUGGGAAGAGGCAGAACUCGAAGCUCUCGGGGAUGGCAUCAUCGACCCGUUAACUCCCAUCGCUCCCUUGCUGGAACAACCAAACUGUCCAGUGAUAAAUGAUGCGUCUCAGAGACACUUCUCCACGUUUCCUCUGACGUCCCAUUUGCAUUCUCCAGUACUACGCUUGGUUUCGCUACAUGCGGCUCUUUCUUUGUCGCUCUCGUUUGCGCGUGUGCCCGAGAUUCAUGACGGGUUUAUUUGGAUGGUAUAUUAUGCUCGGAGUUCGAUUGUAGAGGAUGUUAUUCGUUCUGUGGUGGAGGAUUUAGGGCUUGCUAAGAGCUUGCCUGUGGCCGGAGGAGGCAACCUUGAGUAUGUCAUUCAGGAUGGUGCUUCGAGGAUCUCAUCCUCGUCAGUACUGUCCGACCUUGUCCAAUCAUCCUUGGCAAAAUUCCACAGGAAGCCUACAUUGCAGUUCUCUGUACCAGAGGAAUGGUACCUUCGCCCACAAGCUCUUUUACCAUUCUCCGUCCAGCCUUCCGAAGACACCCUGAAGCACUUUGAGGACAUAAAAGCAGAAGAGGAUGCCGCAAAUGAUACCGCAAAGCAGAAGAAGUCUACUCUCGAUGCAGUAACGGCGAAUGCUAGCACCACUCGAUCAGCUUCUCCAGAUUGGCGUGAUUCAUUCACGAGUCUCUUUGCUUGGCAGCAGCCGGCACCUCCUGCCUCGCCACCGUCGUCGUCAAAGAAGCGCAAGAGCGUGAGCGAUCCAGUCCUUGUCGAGCAACGGACUGACAGAAGUAUCAUGUCGGUAACACAAUUGAGUAUUCUAGAAGAUGAGACACUGGAGAUUGAUCCAGCCGAGUUCGAACGCUGCCUCGACCACAUGGCAUUGAAAGGAGAUGCAAGGGACAAGAUGUACCUACUACCAGCUGCUAAGAAACGGCAGAUCAUUGAACAUGCACGGGUUUUCCAUCCGACUCUUGACGGAAAGGCUCCUCGACCAUCACAGUCCACACAAUCUACAUUGGGAACUUCUGGCGGAGGAGCUUUCCUUCCUCGUCUGGUUCCCCAGCUAACAGGCGACUCGGGAAUACUGAAGCGCUUCUCAAUGGUGACUUGGGGUACAAGCACCGCAGCCCCACCGGCUAUGUCACCCGAUCUCAAUCGGUCUAGCGGCGAAUUUGACAAAGUCACAGAGACGAUGCAACCUCUGCAAGCACAAACUACUGGCAUUAUGUUCGGCAACUGGUGGGCAUCUUCAGGUGGAGAGAAGAAUGCCGAAACAGAGAGUGCGAUAUCUGCAAAGCGAUAUGUUGACGGCUUGCGCGGCAUGAGGAUGGAUUUUAGGCUUGUCAAGCAUCUCAUUUCCCUCCGAGUGCAUCUGUCUACUGCAAAGUUACCAUGGAUCGAGGACUUUAUCGCGGAAGAUGGCAUGAACGCCAUGGGUGAUGCGCUUGCAGCACUCGUCGGCAAGGGCGGGAAGAGGACAGUCCUGGCGGACAUAGAAAGCACAGUACUGCUGGAGAUCAUUAAGUGCUUCAGGGUACUUCUCAAUACUCAGGCCGGAUUUGACAGCGUUUUGUCGUCUCCUACAAUCAUCACUCAUAUAGCGUAUUCUUUUUACGGCGCCUCUCUGAAGACACGCAUGCUUGCUGCUGAACUUCUUGCUGCGAUUUGUGUACUCUCGUUCAAUCAGGGUCACAAGGCCGUCUUGGCUGCAUUGUCAGAUUACCGCAUCGCCUAUGAUGAACUGUACCGCUUCGAGUUUUUGGUCGCUGCUUUGCGUAUAUCAGAUCAGAGUAACGACCCUGCAGCCAACGGUGUGUCCUUGCACGAUGGGGAUGGUAUAUGGGAGGCGCGGACUGCUUUUAUGGCCCUCGUCAACGCCCUCACUAACUGUCCUGAAUCCCUGGAAGACCGCAUUUUGUUGCGCGAAGAGUUUGGGCGGCGAGGCUUAAAUGAAGUUAUUGUGACUCUCCGCUAUACGAAACCGCCAGACUCUCUACUGACUCAACUGGAUCUUUAUAUGGAGGAGAAGUAUGAGGAUGAAGAAGAUCUGCGAGAGCGAACACGAAACGCCGUACGGGGCGAUGGGGGCCACAGAAAGGAGCACUCUGAAUCAGACAUCUUCCUGGAUGAUCUUCUACAAAGCGCGAACAACGUGGGGUUCGGAUCUAUAUCAAUGAGUAUUUUGCACCGCUUGUCUUCUAUCAUAAAGAGUGACGCUAAAUUGAACGUCAAAGUCGAUCAACUAGCUGUAGUGAAUACAUUUUUGGAUCAGAUUUUCACUGCAGAUGACAUUGAUUUGGGCUGGAUUCCUCUGAUUACGAGGUUUCUUGAUGCAAUCCGGCCCAUUACUGGCCAAGAUAUAAGUAUAGAUGCCGUUGAUAGUGGGAUGAAGUACGAGCUGGAAAGCCUUCGUGUCCAAAUAGAUGAUCUGAUUCAGACGAACUCGGCACUCAAGACAAGGCUUGAACAACGCACAGGAUCAAAUCAGCAGAAGCCGAAUAUUUCUAGCAAAGGAGGAAAUGAGGUGCGAUCGCUGUCAUAUCAAAGGAGAAGGAAGUUGCCUCAACUACAAACAGAACUUGAGCGCUUGAACUCUCAAAUUUCGAACAACGCGCGCGAUGCUGAGAUGCAAGAAAGGAAAGAACGCGAAAGGGCAAGGCUUCACUCGCUCCACGAAGAAAUGAAUAAACUGCAGCUUCAGGCAUGUCACCCAUCCACAACCUAUAUCGAAAUGAAUGAUACUCUUGCCACCAAAGACAAGGAGGUUGUGUACCUCAAACGCGCUCUUGAAUCGGUAUACUCACGUUUUCAAACGAGGCAAGAAGAAAGAGCUUCUGACAUGGACGCCCAACUCAUUGCGAGUCGCACCAUCGAGAAUCUUGCCAAGCGAGACAAUGAACUCACAGCACUGAAGACGGAGGUUUCAGACCUCAGGCAGCUGUUGGCUGCGAAAUCGACAUCUAUGUCAGAAAUGGAGUUCAAGUCCAGGAACGCGCCCCCUCCACCUCCACCGCAAGGUUUCAAGUCCAGAGCGAUUUUUGUGCAAACGCCCCAAGAAACAGAUAUAAGCGCAACAUCGAAUGCGACUGGCAUUCCUCCGCCUCCACCUCCACCUCCACCUCCACCUCCACCACCCCUCCCCCACCCCCACCAUUACUACCUCUCUCUCCAUGGGCUUCAGACAGUCUUUCAAUCUUCCCCUCCUCCCCCUCCUCCUCCCCCUCCGCCGCCGCCGCUUCCAUCAUCCCCUUCUUCAGGUUCCGCAUUUUCGUCGCCUCCACCUCUACCUCCACCUCCACCACCCCCACCCCCGCCGCUCAACGCCGCUUCACUAGCUCAGUUACCACCAAGACUCCCCGGAAUUCUACCUCCACCCCCACCGAGUGGAUCUGCAAUCAGGAUUGGAAAUAAAGCAAAAGCCACUGGGCCAAGACUGAAGCCCUUCUUUUGGACCAAAAUCAAUAAUCAGAAUUGCGGCGCCACAGUAUGGGCGGAAUCGACGAUCUCACUGGAUUUCAAGUUAGAUGAUCUUGAAGCAACGUUCACAAUUAAUAAUACACCGACCUCACAUUCCAAAGCCGCAAAUUCCACACGGAAACAAAGUGUCACAACCCUUCUUGACAUUACUCGUGCUAAUAACAUCGCUAUAAUGCUUUCGCAUUUUAAAAUGACACCUCUUGAAAUCAGUCAAGCUCUGCUAAGUCUUGAUGACAAACUGUCCAUCGAUGACUUGAAGGCCAUCAGCAAGCAGUUACCAUCUCCGGAAGAGGUUGCUCGUAUGAAGGAUUUCCAAGAUGUAAGCAAGCUAGCGAAGGCCGAUCAAUAUUUGAGUGCCAUUAUGACAAUUCCGAGACUCGCGCAGCGGCUAGAGUGCAUGAUAUAUCGCCAAAGGCUGGAACUCGAGAUUGAGGAAAUUCGUCCGGAUCUAAAAACCAUUCAUGAUGCGUGUAAAGAAUUACGAGCAUCUGUGCGUUUCAAGUUGACAUUACGGGCUGUACUCACAGUGGGGAACGCAUUGAAUGGGUCCAGCUUUCGUGGAGGUGCCUGUGGGUUUCGCCUGGAGGCGCUCAUGAAGAUGAAGGAAACGAAGACCGCAAAGGGCAGCUCAGAGUGCCCCACUCUCCUGCAUUAUGUUACCCGAGUCCUCAUUCGCACCGAUCCGUCACUUACACUUUUCAUCGAUGAGAUGCCUAGUGUGGAAUCGGCUGCUCGUAUAUCAUUCCCCACGUUACAACAGAAUGUCAAGUCUUUACUUACAUCGCUGGACAAGGUUAAAGAAGAAAUAAGUCUGCUGAAGCAGAUUCGCACACCCUCCGAUAACGACCAAUUCGUGACAAUCAUGCAGCCGUUUACCCUUGAAGUGGCACAAAGCGUUGACGCGCUCAAUAAAAUGGCUGCCCUCAUUGAAAUAGACUUACGAGCUCUCUUCUCUUACUAUGGCGAAGACCUGGAUUCGCCGGAGGGACCAAAGCCAGAUGACUUUUUCGGGAUGAUCUGCUCAUUUUCGUCAUCCUUACAGAAAACCGCUUUGGAAAUACACGAUACACAGAGGAAGGCUCCUCAUUUGGCUCGGGGGAAGAUGGCGUCUUCGCUGCGGAGUAACUCCAAAGAGGUAAGAGGACCGACAUUGCACAGCUUUGCAUUUCCAUGGUUCAUUGUCACGCAGACUGUCAAAGCACAACAUGAUCCCUCACACGACUUACUCAUACCCUCCGCUGGCAUACACGAACGUUCGGCAUCUAUUGGUCGCGGUAAUCUCGAUGAAGCCAUACGCUCUUUGAGAGAAGGCCGUAAAAGAUGUCGAGCUCCUCGUUCCAUCGCCAGAGCAAGCAAAAUCUUUCUUGAUGGACGACCUGACCCUCGUAACAACAACCUUGGUGAUUGA
Suillus subaureus is the source of this 5076-nucleotide messenger RNA. Its product is annotated as formin homology 2 domain-containing protein. Gene Ontology annotation, molecular function: small GTPase binding; actin binding. Lineage: Eukaryota; Fungi; Basidiomycota; Agaricomycetes; Boletales; Suillaceae. Bases 1 to 5076 code for a protein of 1691 amino acids. The transcript has 21 exons. Gene Ontology annotation, biological process: actin cytoskeleton organization. The record is from RefSeq and is a predicted model, not a curated record.